AUGACCCGAUGUCAAAGUGACACGGAGGGCGACAUCAGCAAGGUCCUUGUAAAGAGUCUGGCAGAAGCCCACGCAAACACCAACCCAAAACUGGAGUACAUACACGAGAUGUUCAGAAAACCACAGGAUGUGUCGAAACUGUUGUACUACAACUCGAUGAGUUAUGAAGAGAUGUGGAUGGACUGUGCAGAUAAACUGACGACGAUGAUCCAGAACAUCAUUGAGUUCGCCAAACUUAUACCUGGCUUCAUGAAGUUGUCACAGGAUGAUCAGAUUCUCUUGCUGAAAUCUGGUUCGUUUGAGCUGGCGAUCGUAAGGCUUUCGCGGCUUAUCGACGUGAACCGCGACCACGUGUUGUACGGCGAUGUUGUUUUGCCUAUAAGAGAGUGCGUGCAUGCACGCGACCCCAGGGAUGCUGCGCUGGUAGCCGCCAUAUUCGAUGCGGCGAAGACGAUUGCGCGGCUCAAGUUGACUGAGACUGAACUUGCUCUGUACCAGAGUCUGGUGCUGUUGUGGCCAGAACGGCACGGCGUCCGAGGCAACCCAGAGAUCCAGUGCCUGUUCAACAUGUCCAUGGCGGCGAUGCGCCUCGAGAUCGAGGCGAACCACGCGCCACUCAAAGGUGACGUCACUGUGCUACAAACAUUAGUGAACAACAUACCCGCCUUCAGAGAACUAUCGCUGAUGCAUCUAGAGGCGCUUCACCGUUUCAAGAUGGCCCACCAGAGCCACGUGUUCCCAGCGUUGUACAAAGAACUGUUCUCCCUGGACAGUGUCCUGGACUAUACGCACGGUUAA
Molecule: messenger RNA, 798 nt
Organism: Arctia plantaginis
Lineage: Eukaryota; Metazoa; Arthropoda; Insecta; Lepidoptera; Erebidae
Source: the annotation of a GenBank genome assembly